Molecule: messenger RNA, 1014 nt
Organism: Symbiodinium sp. CCMP2456
Lineage: Eukaryota; Dinophyceae; Suessiales; Symbiodiniaceae
Source: the annotation of a GenBank genome assembly
AUGCCGGACGCAGAUCCAGAACCGCAGGAGCAUCCUUCCGGACUUCAUGGCCCGGAUUGCGAGUGUGAGCACUGCGAGAUGCUGAUGCUGAGAUUCAUGGCCAAAAACCUGCAGACCAAGGGCAUCCGCUUCAAAUGCAAGCUUUCCGGCGCGCUCUUCCAGUCCAAGGCGGCCGCGGCGGCUCACUUCAGAAAGAACCGCGCGGUCGAGCUUCAAGCGUUCAAGAAGGCAAAGAUGCCCUCCCUGUUCCAGAUUGGCCCAUCCAAGGAGCAGCUGGCCGCGAUCGCCCGUCAGAAGGCAUUUGCCAGGGAUUGCGUCCUGGGGAAGAGGCCGGUGGAUGAGGACUGGAGCUUCGGUGGUUGGGCGAAGAAGGAGAAGCCGCUUCCUCCUCCUUGCGAGACCCCCGAGUACGAGGGCAUGAUGAACGCGCCAGUCUUUACCGCGCCCCCGUGGGAAGGACAGGCGAAGCCCACAGACGAUGACGCGACGGAGAUUGACAAGGAAAUCGACCAGCGUGUCAAUCAGGCGCAGACCUUGCGCUUCUGCAAACGCAACGUGCUGGAAGUGAAGAAGGACCAGGUGCGAUGCAAGCUCUGCUACAAGACGCUGCCCAACACCUUUGCAUGCGAGGAGCAUAUCGUCAAGGAGCAUGAGGACGACUUUCAGAAGGAGCAGAAAAUCUGGGAGCGCUUCCUCUUCACUGUCUGCAAGAGGCAACCGCCUUUCGGGUGGCAGUGCAAGAUUUGCUCGAUCUUCUUCGCUUCGGAUGGGGCCUGUUGGCGCCAUGUGGGCAAGGAGGUGUACAUCAGGCCGGGAGUGCUUGGGCCAAGUAAAAAAAGGGGCCUCUGGGUUCCAGGAUGUUGGGAGAUGAGUCUUCGCAACCCUGGAAAGCAGAAGCCCUGCCUGUCAAGACGGCAUCGGACCUAUAUAAACCCUCCGGGCACGCCCGAAGUCUUUCGCGCGUGGCCAGCACGGCGGAAGAAUGAAGUGAGCUACUUGGAGGUUCAUGGGUAG